This is a messenger RNA of Saxophila tyrrhenica, 1269 nucleotides long. RefSeq lists its product as uncharacterized. The transcript is spliced from 4 exons. NCBI's taxonomy places the organism in Eukaryota, Fungi, Ascomycota, Dothideomycetes, Mycosphaerellales, Extremaceae. Bases 1 to 1269 code for a protein of 422 amino acids. The record is from RefSeq and is a predicted model, not a curated record.
AUGGCGAAGCUCUCUCCAGCGCAAGAGGUCCUAGGCAACUCCGAUUUGAUGGCCAUCGUCCUCGAGCACGUGCCUAGGCUCGAGAUCACCAACCUACGCCUUUGCAACAGGGCGCUGCAUACGAUGGCGUCACCGUCACUGUUUCGCACUUUGAUCAUCAGCACACGCGAAGACCACCUCCGACGCUUGAAGUUUGUAGCGGGACACGCGGAGUUCAGCAAAAGAGUACGGGUAGUCGUAUGGGAGACUGCAACGUACGGCUUUGACGGGGAGUGGAUGGACGGACGCGCACACUACCAAGAUAAUGAACUGAUUUGCUCUAUCUACUACCUGCUUUCUAUCGAAAGGACAUCGAACCCCGAUCUGGAGACUUUUCCAGACCAAGGCGCCAGGAUCAUCGAAGCCCGCUACCGCUCGACGAGCAACCAUGAGAACGCGCCUUCAGAGAUGACCUUUUGGUCCGGCGGUGAAGGUGGUGACAGAGCGUUCUUUGACCCAAACAUCAUCGUCGGCCACCCCAGGAUCAUGCCUCCGCCACAUCUCUCGCUGUACCAGGGAAUGGAAGCAUUUCUGUGUGAGCGGCAGAACCUGGCUACCUGCAGCAACACCAAAUCUCUUGCACGGUCAGGUUGCAGUAUCAAGGACUUCACUGUCACGCCUGGCUACAACCAGGGACAGAUCACCAGGCUCCUUCACGAGCUCGCCCGACUGGAAGAUUUCUAUAUUAAAGUCGCACCUUCGCGUCCGGUGAUCGAUUUCGGCGGAGCUCCUGCCUAUGCCGAAACCACCAUUAUCUCGCUAAAGGACGUCUUCGGCGACAUCAUAUUGCAAAAUUUGCGUACGCUAUGCAUGGACUCGUUCUGGGAUGAGCCAGAAGAGCUCUGCGAGUUCCUCCUGCGCCACCAGAACACCCUCGUGGAGCUAAGUCUUUCGGACAUCAACCUAGGCGGCACCCUGGCUUUCCAUUACGAAGGGCACAACAACAUUGUCUUCGUGGAGGAGCGGUCAUCCAAUAGGUCGCCAUCAUUGGUGGAAUGGACACAAGUCGCCCAAACUUGCCAGGCGUUAGUCGGACUCGAGGGUUUGGCGAGAACUCCACCUUCCGUCAAUCCAGAGAGGAACCCGCUGUCCAUGUUCGAUGCCGUGGAAUCGGUGGAGCUGGGGAAGAAUGGGCGGGACAACGUGCUGUGGGAGGGUGGAGCGUGGGAGAUCCUUGCGAACAUGAUGUCGCGAGAAGCGGCUGGCAAGGCCAGCGCUCUGCCGUGCUGA